Molecule: messenger RNA, 2117 nt
Organism: Tarenaya hassleriana
Lineage: Eukaryota; Viridiplantae; Streptophyta; Magnoliopsida; Brassicales; Cleomaceae
Product: xyloglucan 6-xylosyltransferase 2-like
Exons: 1
Coding region: 736-2103 (455 amino acids)
Biological process (GO): xyloglucan biosynthetic process
Cellular component (GO): membrane; endosome; trans-Golgi network
Molecular function (GO): hexosyltransferase activity; xyloglucan 6-xylosyltransferase activity; UDP-xylosyltransferase activity
Source: RefSeq, a predicted model, not a curated record
UGCUACACAUGUCAAAAUAUAAUUGGACCGUUGAUGGACACGUGGCAGGGUAUGAGAUGAGGCUGUUCUAGGGUGGCGCGAUUUUCUAGACGCGGCGAAUCGACUGGCACGGGCUUCGAGGACAGGGUUUCAUUUUCCAACGUGACGAAAUUGUAUGGGCUAUGUCGGCCCCCUCCAUUGGGCGCAUAGUAUGGCCGAUACUUUAAAUGCCAUCAAAGCCCAUAUCUGAUAUUGGGCUCAUACGGGCUCAAUUGAAUAUCGACAACUUAUAAAAAAAAAUAUGUUGCCAAAGUAACCGUAUAAAACGGCCCAAAUUAAGGUUUUGUAUAUAAGAUCAAAAUCAACGGCCCAUACGAAUCUGGUCAGAAAAGGCAGGAGAAUGAUCUAGUCACGGCCGCUAAACCAGACAGGCGAGCAUGUACUGUCGGGCAUUUCAUAGGUUUAAAAAAGAUUGGUUUUUUAUUAUCAUGAAAUUAUUUUAUUUAUUUCAGAAUCGGAAAUCUCGCAGCGAGUCGUGUGAAAAUUAAUAUUUAAAUAUUCAUGUAAUGUUUUUUUAGAUACUAAUUAUUUCUCCGUCUCUCUUCGUUGAUGGCUUGAUCCUCCUUCCCUUCUCCGGGAAUUCUAAACGCGCAUAUUCCUGCUUCUUCCUUUCUUUCUGUUUUCUCUCUCUACAUUUUUCUCUGUGUCGGAAUUGGGACCGGAUCUUGAUCGAACAAGAAGAAGAAGAAGAAGAAGAUGAUUGAGAGAUGUCUGGGAGCGCAGCGGUGUCGGAGGAUUCAUAGAGCCCUACGUCAUGGGAAGGUGACGAUUCUCUGCCUGGUUCUCACCGUCGUCGUCCUACGUGGUACCAUCGGCGCUGGAAAGUUCGGUACGCCGGAGCAGGACCUGGUGGAGAUUCGCGAGCAUUUCUUCCACCCUCGCAAGCGCGCCGAGCCUCAUCGCGUUCUCGUCGAGGUCUCCACCCAGACCACGUCUUCCUCCGAUGGGAAUGGGAAUGGCAAUAACUACGAGACCUUGGACAUCAACAAGAUCUUCGUCGAUGAGGGAGAAGAAGAGAAGACCGACCCCAACAAGCCGUAUUCUCUCGGUCCGAAGAUUUCCAAUUGGGACGAGCAGAGAUCAGAAUGGCUGAAACGGAAUCCAAAUUUCCCAAACUUCGUCGCGCCGAACAAGCCUCGUGUUCUUCUCGUCACCGGUUCGUCUCCCAAACCGUGCGAGAAUCCCGUCGGAGACCAUUACCUCCUGAAAUCGAUUAAGAACAAGAUCGAUUAUUGCCGAUUGCACAACAUCGAGAUUUUCUACAACAUGGCCCUGUUCGACGCGGAGAUGGCGGGAUUCUGGGCGAAACUUCCAUUGAUCCGGAAGCUCCUCCUAUCUCAUCCGGAGAUCGAAUUCUUGUGGUGGAUGGACAGUGACGCGAUGUUCACGGACAUGGCGUUUGAGCUGCCAUGGGAGAGGUACAAGGAUUACAACCUCGUAAUGCACGGCUGGAACGAGAUGAUCUACGAUCAGAAGAACUGGAUCGGUCUGAACACCGGAAGUUUCUUAUUACGAAACUGCCAGUGGGCGCUUGAUCUCCUGGACGCGUGGUCUCCGAUGGGUCCGAAAGGGAAGAUCCGAGAAGAAGCAGGUAAAAUCUUGACCCGGGAGCUCAAGGAUCGACCAGUGUUCGAGGCGGACGAUCAAUCCGCCAUGGUAUACCUCCUCGCGACGCAACGAGACAAGUGGGGAGACAAAGUGUACUUAGAAAGCGCGUAUUACUUGCACGGCUACUGGGGAAUUCUGGUCGACCGAUACGAGGAAAUGAUCGAGAAUUAUCACCCGGGGCUUGGUGACCAUCGGUGGCCGCUCGUGACGCAUUUCGUGGGGUGCAAGCCGUGCGGUAAGUUCGGGGACUACCCGGUGGAACGAUGUCUGAAGCAGAUGGACCGGGCGUUCAAUUUCGGGGACAAUCAGAUUCUACAGAUAUACGGGUUCGCCCACAAGUCGCUGUCGAGCCGCAGGGUCAAACGCGUGCGGAAUGAGACGGACCGUCCACUCGACGUUAAGGACGAGCUCGGGCUCCUCCACUCUCCGUUCAAGGCCGUCAAGGUGACGGACUGAUGCGUGUGAAUUAG